GCAUUUGGUAGGUGGCGGAAAGAAAGGAGGUGUUUGGUUGGUGGCGACCCAGAACGAAAAGAGGAAGGGUUAGGUGGGUGUUUAUAUUGCUAUUCGAUUUCACUAGCCUCGAGCGAAUACGAGGGAGAAAGCAGGGAUAUCGAGAUGGCCCAUACGACAAUGGCGAAGGGCAUUUCCUCUUACCCCUGGCUUUCACCUUCGCCGCGUUUCUCUCCGUCGCAUCGACGGGCACUCCUUUCCUCUUCAAUCAGGCUAGGCUGCGUGACCGACUGGAAUGGCUUCUCCGCUUUUAGAACAGUAGACAGCCGGAGGCCAUAUGGCCUUGUUAAAGCCUCGCCGAUGAGAUCACUUGGGAUUUCGGCCUCUGUUGCGACGGCAACAGAGAAGCCUCCGACGGUGCCAGAGAUCGUGCUACAGCCUAUCAGGGAGAUUUCCGGUAUUGUUAAGCUUCCUGGAUCAAAGUCGCUGUCCAAUCGGAUCCUCCUCCUUGCAGCGCUAUCGGAGGGAACUACUGUUGUAGACAACUUAUUGGACAGUGACGAUGUUCAAUAUAUGCUUGCAGCUCUCAAAACCCUUGGUCUUUCUGUAGAGGAUGAUCCUUUGGCCAAAAGUGCAACUGUUGUUGGAUCCGGAGGCCUAUUUCCUAUUGGAAAAGAUUCCAAAGAAGAGGUUCAGCUUUUCCUGGGCAAUGCAGGAACUGCAAUGCGCCCUUUGACAGCAGCUGUAACAGCAGCUGGAGGAAAUGCAAGCUAUGUGUUAGAUGGUGUUCCACGAAUGAGGGAGAGACCUAUAGGGGAUUUGGUUGAUGGGUUGAAGCAACUGGGCGCAGAUGUUGAUUGUUUCUUGGGCACCAAGUGCCCGCCGGUUCGUGUUAAUGCUGGGGGAGGCCUUCCAGGGGGCAAGGUUAAGCUGUCUGGAUCUAUUAGCAGCCAAUAUUUAACAGCAUUGCUCAUGGCAUCUCCCCUUGCCAUUGGAGAGGUGGAAAUUGAGAUUAUUGAUAAGCUAAUCUCUAUCCCAUAUGUUGAAAUGACUCUGAAAUUGAUGGAGCGCUUUGGCGUCACCGUAGAGCAUUCUAGUUCCUGGGAUAGAUUCUUCAUCAAAGGUGGUCAGACAUACAGAUCGCCUGGAAAUGCUUUUGUUGAGGGGGAUGCAUCGAGUGCUAGUUAUUUCUUGGCCGGUGCAGCAGUCACAGGUGGAACUGUGACUGUGGAAGGCUGUGGCACAAGCAGCUUGCAGGGCGAUGUUAAGUUUGCUGAGGUGCUUGAGAAAAUGGGGGCGAAGGUUUCUUGGACCGAAAAUAGUGUCACUGUUACCGGUCCUCCUAGAGAUCCUUUCAAAAGGAGAAACUUGCGAGCCGUUGAUGUGAACAUGAACAAAAUGCCUGAUGUUGCCAUGACCCUGGCUGUGGUAGCUCUGUUUGCUGAUGGCCCAACGGCCAUAAGGGAUGUUGCGUCCUGGAGAGUGAAGGAAACUGAAAGGAUGAUAGCCAUUUGCACAGAGCUGAGAAAGCUGGGAGCUACAGUAGAGGAAGGUCCAGACUACUGCAUCAUCUCUCCGCCCGAGAAAUUGAAUGUGGCUGCCAUUGACACGUAUGAUGAUCACAGGAUGGCCAUGGCUUUCUCCAUUGCUGCCUGCACUGAUGUUCCUGUGACCAUCAAGGAUCCAGGCUGCACUCGAAAGACCUUCCCAGAUUAUUUUGAUGUUUUGAAGAGGUUUACGAAGAAUUAAUCACAGGAUAACAUUGUUGGAUUAGUGUUUGCUGUCUAAGGAAAAUAGCCGUUGUAAGUUCAUGUAGACAUCCAGAUUCCAAGGAUGUCUUUCUGUAAGAGCGAUCUUUAUAUUUAUUUUAUAACCAUUAUUAUUAUUUUGUGGAGUCCUCGCAUUGCAUUGUUCUUUAAAGAGGAAGUUGCCUGGAAAAGAAUACUUUACUGCAGAGAGGUGGAAAGAAAAAGGAUCACACAUGUAGAAAUGCUGAGUUAUUAUUAUUUUUUAUUUUUAUUAGCUUUCAGAUAAC
Messenger RNA from Phalaenopsis equestris, 2014 nucleotides. RefSeq names its product 3-phosphoshikimate 1-carboxyvinyltransferase 2. The record is from RefSeq and is a predicted model, not a curated record. Gene Ontology annotation, molecular function: 3-phosphoshikimate 1-carboxyvinyltransferase activity. The coding region runs from base 145 to 1728 and encodes 527 amino acids. NCBI's taxonomy places the organism in Eukaryota, Viridiplantae, Streptophyta, Magnoliopsida, Asparagales, Orchidaceae. Gene Ontology annotation, biological process: chorismate biosynthetic process; aromatic amino acid biosynthetic process. The transcript has 8 exons.